AUGGACCGUCUUCAACGCACCUUCUCGGAUAUCUCACACCAAUUAUCCACAGAUAACACUCUAACAAAACAACCAUCUCCAACCCCAACCGCAACAACUUUGUUGUCCUUAUCAGCGAUAUCCGAAGUGGAAGAUGCAAAGUGCGAGUGUUGUGGCAUGUCUGAAGAAUGCACACAGGAGUAUAUAAACCGAGUACGUUCGAAAUUCUCAGGGAAGCUGAUUUGCGGGUUGUGUGCAGAGGCGGUGGAGGAGGAGAUUGAGAAGAUGAACAACAGUGAAGUGGUGGUGGAGAAGAGGCGCGAGGAGGCAGUGAAGGCACAUAUGUGUGCAUGUGCCCGGUUCAACAGGCUAGGCCGGAGUUAUCCGGCGCUUUACCAAGCCGAUGCGGUUAAGGAAAUUCUGAAGAAGAGGUCUAAGAAGAUCGUUAGAGCCAACAAGUCUGAAAAAGGUGGCCUCGCUAGGAGCUCUAGCUGCAUGCCGGCUUUGGCUAAGGAGCUUAAAGAUCGUGCGUUGGUUAAUUAG
Arabis nemorensis is the source of this 522-nucleotide messenger RNA. The record is from the annotation of a GenBank genome assembly. Lineage: Eukaryota; Viridiplantae; Streptophyta; Magnoliopsida; Brassicales; Brassicaceae.